This is a messenger RNA of Frankliniella occidentalis (western flower thrips), 7251 nucleotides long. RefSeq names its product leucine-rich repeat protein soc-2 homolog (gene Sur-8). The record is from RefSeq and is a predicted model, not a curated record. Lineage: Eukaryota; Metazoa; Arthropoda; Insecta; Thysanoptera; Thripidae. Gene Ontology annotation, molecular function: protein binding. Bases 364 to 2247 code for a protein of 627 amino acids. The transcript has a single exon.
UUUCGAUUGUGGUCAAACGCAGUACAAUUUUCUUCUUUUCUCUCGGUAUAUUUCUUCUGAGUGCUUUAACUGGCCUUUACUGUGCUCAGCAGAAAAUUGUGAACUUAUGAAAGUGUUGUCACAGAAACACAGAAUUGUUUCCAGGUAUAUGGGCCCUCCAAAGAUGCGGGUGGGGCGGGGCGCGCGUUGGAGUUCGGGAGUACAGUGGAGUUCCGUGGAGUUUAAGGGAGCUUCGAAUUUGGAAUCCGGGCUCGUGAUUGGUCCGAUUAGCUACGCGUUCCAUGGCUGCUGUCGCACGAUUUAUCAGCUGCUAGUUUUCGCUCUCAGUGACAAUUUACGUUACGGCGUGCCCAAUUCUUGUGUAUGUUUGAGAAAUGUGUGGUUUUAUCCCAGUUUCUCAUUGCUGUACGGCGUAGAAUGAGAAAAGCGGGUCGGAGCCGAGGUGCGGAGAGCAGCGUAGUCGCAGAAAGACUGGCAGACUACAAGGGUUCCACGGGUGGCCUGAACCAUCAGGGAUUUCAGUGCGAACAAGAGGAACAAAUCGAAAUUUCGUCAAUAGUGAACGGAAUCGCCACCAUGGCUACAGGGUCAACAGCUACUGUCUCAAACGUUACGACUCAGCUUCCUUUGGACCUACAAUCUACCGAGAAGAAACUUUCAACAGCUGGCCUAGACGGCAAGCCUAAGGUGGUUACUGUCAAACAUCCCGAAUCCAAACACCCCAAACCAACUGUCAAAAAAUGUCGACCACUGCAGGCUGAUCUAGAUUGCUGUAAAGAGUUCCUGAAGAACAAAGAAGAAGGGGACACUCGUCUUGAUCUUAGUAAGUCCAACAUUACUAUGCUGCCACCCACAGUCAGAGAGUUGACUCAUCUCACAGAGUUCUAUUUGUAUGGGAACAAACUUUCAACUCUCCCAUCAGAAAUUGGAAGUUUGACAAAUUUGCGUACUCUGGCCCUUAGUGAAAACUCUCUUACAAGUCUUCCUGAAUCUUUAUCAAAUCUCAAGAUGCUCAAGGUUCUGGACCUUCGCCACAACAAACUCAACGAGAUCCCCGAUGUAGUCUAUAAGUUGCUCUCAUUGACUACGCUAUUUCUGAGGUUUAAUCGUAUCAAGGUGGUCAAUGAUGAAAUUUGCCACCUUACAAACCUCACAAUGCUCUCUUUGCGAGAAAAUAAAAUUAAAGAAUUACCAGCUGGCAUUGGUAAUCUAGUCAAUCUUGUAACAUUUGACGUAUCUCAUAAUCACCUCGAGCAUUUGCCAGAGGAAAUUGGCAAUUGUGUUCAACUCUUAACUCUGGAUUUACAACAUAAUGAAUUACUGGACAUCCCAGACAGCAUUGGACAACUUGCCCAACUGCAACGUCUCGGGCUAAGAUACAACCGCCUGAAUGCAGUUCCUCAAUCACUUAGUAAUUGCAAACACAUGGAUGAAUUCAAUGUUGAAGGCAAUGCUAUUUCUGUUCUUCCUGAAGGCCUAUUGUCUAGUCUUUCAGAGCUAACAACCAUUACUCUAUCAAGAAAUAAUUUUACUGCUUAUCCAUCUGGAGGACCAGCUCAAUUCACCAAUGUCCAGUCAAUUAACCUGGAACACAAUCAAAUUGAUAAGAUUCCUUAUGGUAUCUUUUCCCGGGCCAAAAAUCUGACUAAGUUAAUCAUGAAAGAAAAUCAGCUCACCGCACUACCCUUAGACAUGGGUACAUGGGUGAAUAUGGUAGAAUUGAACCUUGGAACAAAUCAGCUGUCAAAGUUACCAGAAGACAUACAGAAUUUACUCAACCUGGAAGUACUAAUUUUGUCAAACAACUUGUUGAGGCGGCUUCCUCCCAGCAUUGGAAAUCUACGCAAACUUCGUGUUCUUGACCUGGAAGAGAAUAAAAUUGAAACAUUACCGAAUGAAAUUGGUUACUUGCGGGAACUCCAAAAGCUUGUUGUGCAGUCUAAUCAAGUCACUGUUCUGCCGAGAGCUAUUGGCCAUUUAAAUAACUUAACAUAUCUCAGUGUAGGUGAAAAUAAUUUAAUUCAGUUGCCAGAAGAAAUAGGAAGCUUGGAACAAUUGGAGCAGCUUUAUAUUAAUGACAAUCCUAAUUUGCAUAAUCUUCCAUUUGAGCUAGCUUUGUGUUCAAGUCUUCAGAUUAUGAGCAUUGAAAACUGUCCCCUCUCUCAGAUUCCAGCAGAUAUUGUUAGUAAGGGACCUUCCCUUGUGAUUCAAUAUCUCAAGUUACAAGGGCCAUAUCGUGCUAUGUGAAGUUGCAUUAAACUACCUGCUCAAUAUUUAUUGUUUUAUGAACAUUUGGUCUGCAUGAUAGAUUCACAAAACUCAAAGAAUCUGCUGUUGAACCAAGAGGAGAGGUUAAAGUAUGUUUUUUCUGCAUAAAGCUGAGCAUGAUAGCCCAUAAUUUAUUUCACAUUAAUUUCUAAUGAAUGUUUAAACAAGGUAAUCUUACUUUCCCUAUUCAUGAAUGAAAUGCCGAUAAAAUUUAACAAAAACAUAUUUGUAUAUAGUUAAUCACAUUUUGUCUUGGGGUAGUCACAUUUCUACAAUGCUCAGGUCAGUGGCCAUUCUAAUCUUAUUUAUUGUACAGGUGAAGAGUUGGUAUAAUGAGGGAUUUCACAUCAAUAUGUUUAGAAUGGCCUUUCAGAAUUAAAGUGUACUUUAGCAUACAUGUUUGCUCAUUUGACUUCAGACUGAGCCUCUUGCACUUUGCAGCCUGAGUGUGUAUUGUUCAAUGAUCAUGUCUAAGCAACUCUAGUUUCACCAGACCCCAUUUUCGUAUUGCUAAAGCAUUGUCGUAUUGUUGAAUUUUAUUGUGUUGACAUGUCUUACUCUUACCGCUGUAUAGUUUCCUGAAACGGGCCAUACAGGCACAAAGUAUAAGACCCCUGUUACAUUAAUGUGGCUAAAACUCUUGUUGUCCUUUCUGUGAAUAACAUGUUCUUAAAAUUUGUUCAGACGUGAGGCACAUUGAUCAUGUGCAUUUCUUUCUUGCUCAGAAUUUAAGAUUUCUUAUCAACAUUUUUAAUUUUUUGAUGCUGUGUUGGAAGUACGGGAUGGGCAGUGGUAGUUAAAAUAGAUGCCCAAAGAAUGCAGUGUGAUUUCCCUUUGUUUCAGAGAAUUUGUUUUGCACAUUAGCUGAAAAAAGUUGAUGAUUUCAACCGGUCUUGUUUUCUUUCGGGUGUGAGGAAAUUGGAACAAGUAAACCACUCCUGCAAAUAUUAUUUGUUUGACUUAAAAAGUUACUGAAUGAACGCACUGCUAUUUCUAUGCUUCUCCAGGGAACUGCAGCUGUCAUUCCCAGACAUGCUUUUUUAAAAUAUGCGACAUGGUUAAAAUGACAUUUUAAUCCUUUUAGAUGUAUUUUAUGUUAAUCUGGUCAAUACAGCUUAAAGCUUAUUUAUUCCUAACUAGUUCUAUAAAUAAUGGCUUUCAGUGUAAUUAUAAUGUGUGUUAAUUAUCUUAGCAUCAACUAUGCUGUAGCCAAAGUACAAGGCCUACUAAACUGACAUGCCAAAAAAUAUUAACCAUCUUUCUUAAAGCAUAGAUGUUAGUAGAGAAUUUAAAAAUUAAUUUUGCCUUGUCUGACUUUGUAGUUUGAAUGUGCCAAACUCAGUAUAUAUCUCUGGAUCUUAUGAAACUGUAACGGCCUCAAUAACCCCCUCCAGAAUUUUCCCAAAAUAGAACAAAGUCAUCUAUAAUUUUUACUUCUGCAUGUGUGCCUCUCUAUGAUAGUUUUAGAUCAUUGCUUCUCUUAUCUCGCCCUUUUCUUAUAAAUUUACUAGGCUUUCUGUGCCUUUAGUUAAUAGUGUGUUGAUUGUCCAUAUAGUCUUUGCAUACAUUAAAAUAUAGUAUUAUUUAAUUGUUCCUCUGUAAGAUGUCUAUGACGUUCGGAGAACACAGUCCAAACUGUAAAUAUUUAUAUGAUUGGAUAAGUGGAUCAAUUUCCAACACCUCUCUAACAAGUAUGUUAUAGGUAUGUUUGUCAUCUCUCAAUCCACAUCCUGGAAGCUUUUCAGUAUGGAAAAGAUUUUACAGUAACAUUAAUGAGCUUUUCUCUAUAUGCCUUGAAUACAAUCUAGAUGCCCACAGUGUGAAUGUUCUUUUCAUUUGUUUGUAUCUAGGAAAGCUGCUUAUAGAUAACAUUAUUUUCUGUGUGUUCCAGCUCCCCUAGGAUAACUUUUGUAGAGUUUUCACAUUGCACUAUAAUCUAGUGUUUUACAAAUUGUGUAUUAUCUAUCUGUUAUGAUUUGUAUGGUAAAUCUCUGAAAGUGAUUGCAGUGCAUUUAAUUAAAGGCUAACUGUUCAACUAAACCCUCUAAAGUAUUUAUUGAGUGUAUGUUACUGACUUGGGUAUUCUUAUACUCUCUCAAUAACCUGUAGUCUAUUUCAACUCUCAUUGUAGUUAGCUGAUGAACAAACAUCUCUGAACGUAGUGUGGAGUCUAUUUGUUCUUUGAUGUGUUGUAAGUUACCAUGGCAUACCACGGCAUAAAAUUAUAUAUUUUGAGAGUCUUUUGUUGUGUUGAUUUGGACUCUAUGCAUAAGCCAUCAGAGAAAAAAAAUUCACAAAGUCUCUCUCUCUCUCUUAUCUUCUCACAUUAUUUGGUGUCAGUGCCAAUUUGGCUUGCUUUUUUACUGUCUUUUAAUUUUUUAUGGUUUUCUCUUUCUCCUUGCUCUUAUUUUUCCACUAAACUAUAUAAACCACUAUUAUUUGUAAUGCCUCUUGGUAUCUCCCAAUGAAGCUCUGUGAUGUGUAUUUUAAUUCUUUGCCUAAAGUAGUUAUACUUCUAAUUUUUCCACAUUUUGAAACUUGAACUGAUGUACUUGUGUGAUUAUUGUGUGAAUGAAUUUUGAAGACAGGGUGAAUGAUAUGUGUUAGGAAUUUUACUAUGAGAAUGAGCAUGUGUAUUGCUCGUGGCUGUUAAGACAUGUAGGAGGGUUGAAUGGCCUUAAAGUAUAAGUUUUGACGCUUAUACUUACUACUUUUUUGUAUUACAAUGCAAGAAUCAUCUAAGAGACGAAAUUUGUGAUUUGAUGUAUAGUGUAGUCAUAUGUGUAACUACUAACUUGCUAGAUAGGUUGAGGCUGCAGCUUGAGCAAGCUACUGUUGUGCCAUCUGACCUAGUAUGCUUAUUAAUGUUUUUAAUCUGCAGUUUUGUUAUCAGAGGAUAAGAAAGUAGAAAGCUUAAGUUGUAAGUGUUAGAGAAGUAUCAUAGACUGAAAGAAGAAUUGUAAUCUUGUUGAUUUGUUGUACCAUAAUUGUAUUUUGCAAUAUGGAUCAAAUGUUGAAAGCUCCACAUUAUAUGCCAUGUUGAAUUGAGACUUUACAAUGCUUUCAGAGAGAGUCAGUAACAGGAAUUCUUGGUCUCAUGAGUUUUGGGUGAUAAAAGUUGAAUUUCAUUCUUUUUAGAAUUAUGCAGCAACUGUUCCUGGGUAUUGUUUUACUAAAUAUGACUGGUGUCUGUUAAGUGUAUUGUGAUUGUUCUGGGUAUAAUGUUGUAUCCUGUUAUUGUUUACAGUCAAGUCUAACAAAAUUUGGCAUCUGUGAGUUUUUAUAUCAGUUGUUUUGAUUGGUCUGUCAUUUUUAAGUGAUCUCUGCCUUUCCUUUGUGAGAGCUUUCUUCAUUCUCUAGCAUUGUAUUGAGUGUUUGUCCAUUUUAAUGUUUUAUCAGUAUAUAUUGCUCCCUCUGUGUCUUGUGAACAAAGAAAAAACAGAACAAAGAACAGUACAUCGCUCUGGACUAUACUUAAAUGCUCAUGUAAAGGCCUAUUUUAUUUUCUGCAAAUGAAUAGCACGCUGGAUGUGCUUGCAUUGUUAUUGGCUUCAAAAUCAGCCUCAUGACUUGAUAGAUUAAGAAAAAAAUAUUUUUAAAGCUUUAAAUGGUGAUAUUUUGUGAAGUUUUUCUGUUGAAAGACAUCUGUGAGGACGCUAUACUCCUUGCAGAUAGUGGAUGUAUGAAUUUGAAACUGAUUUCAUUUGUUUAAAUUGUUUGUUUCAAAAUAGGAAAGAUUAUAUCUUUUUAUUGACAUUUAAUGGAAGUAUCCAAUUGAUUACGUAUGGUGUAUUACAGAUAUAUAUAUUCAGUAUAUAUGUGUGCAUGUCAGUACAUCAAUGGUUGAAGGGAUUUUGCUUGUUGGUGUGUUGCUAUAUAUUGCUGUUUCUUUUUAAAUUUUGUUGCUAAUAUUUUCUGUGGGUGAUCCUUCAAAAGCAUCUUCUUUCCUCUAUACCAUGUUUUGAUUGCAGUCUGUAUGUGGUUCUGUGUUAUUGUUGAAAUUGAUUUGUUUUAACUCUUUGGAAGUAUGACUGUUGUUGUGAGGUGAAUUUGUAGCUUGUAUGCUGGAUUUAGUGGGCUCUGAUUAGCUUGCCAAGCUUGUAUAGCCAAUCAGUCUUCAAAAUCUUUGAAGCCCGUGCCUCAGCUGAGGUGAGGACAGAAUUACGGGCCUCGCCUCACGAGACUAAAUCCAGCAUAAGCCUCUAAAAAUUCCUUCUGCAUUUGUGAUGAUCUAUACUCAUUUAGUUAUGACACCUCAUUCAAGUGAUAUUUGUUAUCUGCACUUUCAGCCCCAUUAAGGGGCUUGUACCCCCAUUGAAAUACUAUGAUCUCAUCAAACUUCAAGAUUUUUUUUCUCUUUCUUGUUAACACAACACACAUGAGACAUUUGAAAACAAUUUUGAUAAUUUACAUUUCUAGAACCUUGUCUGUUUGCUUUGUUGUGUUCUUUUAAAAUUGCAAACUUACAUUUUGAUUGAAUUUUUGCUUCACAUUUCACACAUCAACACAACAUACUGAGUAGUGUUUUAGAUCAAUGUGAAGGUAAUUGGUGCAAUAGCCUGUCCAUUAAAUGUUCAUGUUUUAGAUGUAGCAAGUUAUGUAUCUAUACUUGGGGAAAAGGUCAAGCUCAAUGCCCGCUUGUUGUUUGUACCUGAGGAGCUGUUGUACCUAACAUCUAACCUUGCAUCAAUGUAACUUGGUUUACCACUUCCAUUACAUGGCAAGUUGGGAUGCACAACCAAAAGCUUUAAUUUGUGUGUAACUCAAUUCUCAAUAUUGUAUUAUUUGUUAGUCUAGUUUGAAUUAUUACCAGUAUUAUUAAACUGAAUUUUCUUAGCUGAUGCACGUAUCUAUGUGCUGUAGCCUUGAAAUAUCAAUGUCCAGAUAUCACUGGUUCAAUAGAAGUCUAUUUCACAAUUGUCUGUUUUUAUCAAAAACUGAGCUGAUGUACAUUAUGACAAUAAAAACUGUGAUGGGAAAGAA